Paramecium octaurelia is the source of this 180-nucleotide messenger RNA. The record is from the annotation of a GenBank genome assembly. NCBI's taxonomy places the organism in Eukaryota, Ciliophora, Oligohymenophorea, Peniculida, Parameciidae.
AUGAUAAAAAGAGUAUGGUCGUUUGUGAUAAAAGUAUAGAAUAUAAAAAGACUGUUAUUCAACAAAUGUAUGGAUACUUUGGAAGCUAAAUUAAAUAAUGUAAUGAGUUUUAUAAAAGUCGCUUAACUAAUUGAAGAAAUCAAAAGUAGAAGGUAGAAUCAGUGCAAUGAGCUAUAAUGA